GUUUUAAACCAGAAUGUGUUCUUUUAUCGUCUUAACUAUUACUCUACUAUUGGAUCAUUGAUGGAUGUGUGGUAGCAGAGUUUAUGAAAAGCAGGAAAUGAAAGUCCUGCGUGUUCCGUGUCGGACUUCAGUUCUUCAUGGCGAUGACGACUGGCCCCUGUCGAGCCAAUGAGACUUUGAUUGAGGCAACUGGGAGUUAAUGAGUAACACAGGAGAGGUGCAACCUUCAGCAGACGUUUGUUCAGCUUUACAGUGUGUGAGUCACAAGAGGCACAGAGCUCUGUGUAUGUUUAUUAUAGUGGAAGGACUGGGUAACAGGACUUUGUGGAGGCUUUGCUCUUUGUGGAGUUGUUUUUGUUGAUUGUGUCUGAGGAACAGAGCUUCCAUGGCUGACACAAGGUCUCAGUCCCCGGCCGCUGGCUCGACGGCUAAACUGGACCAGGUGCAGGGCCAGGUCAACGAGGUCAAAGUUAUUCUGAAAGACAACAUCAGCAAAGUGCUGGAGAGAGGGGACCGGUUAGAUGAUCUGAUCGGCAAGACGGAUGACCUGCAGGCGUCGGCUGACUCUUUCCAGAGAACAUCCACACGGGUUGCCAGGAAAUACUGGUGGAAAAACAUUAAAAUGAUGAUCAUAAUUGGCGUGAUUGUGCUAAUCAUCGUCAUCCUCAUCAUCCUCUUUGCCACUAAAGUUAUAUAAAUAACCCCCGAUGUGAACUCCUUCAGCAGCUCAGGACUGAGAGCGAUGAAGACGGUGGAUGAAGCUCACCUCUGUUAUUUAGCGUGUAAUUGCUCUCGUGAGAGAGUCUCAGAUCAUUUCAGCUCAAACAAACGGGUAUUUCAAGAAAUAUUUAUGUAAAUUCAAAAGGGUAAAUGAUUUUGUAACAACUGUAAGCUUAUUGGCCGGCGGCUCUGCGAUAAAGCUUAUGAAGACAAGACGUAAAUUAAAUGACAAGACGUAAAUUAGAGCUUAAAUUGUUAGAAACUUGGCUGAACUACUUCUUGAACACUCCAGCAGUCAAUGUGACGUAAUAGUAAUAUUUCACAAUGGAUCACAUAUGCAAAUGAGUCUUUAUUUUUAUUUUAUUGUAUUUCUUUAUGUCCAAUUGCUUGUAUAUAUAUAUAUAUAUAUAUAUCUAUAUAUCUAUAUAUUCUGUUUGACUGUCAAACUCUGUAAUAACAUAUUAUACAACUGAUGACUACGAUAAAAAGGAAAUUGUAAUAACGCAUUUUUUGCAUUCUUUGCUACUACAAUACUGUAUGUGUAUGUGUGUGUGUGUGUGUGUGUGUGUGUGUGUGAGAGAGAUCUGUUCCAACCAAUCUUAACAUUUCUGUUAUGUAAUGAUUAAAGCAAUUCACAAAUAGCAUUCGAGAACAUUAAAUACAAAAACAAGAGAGGAUUAGGAACGCAAACUGCCCAAAACUUUGCAGCAAUCUUAAUAAAUGCAAAACACCAAAACUUUUGAGAUACAACAUACUCCGGUAAAUAUAGAGGAAAGGUAGCGUAGGUCAUAGUGCUCUUCAUUAGUUUCUUACAAUCAGCUAGUGAUGUUUUCCGGGUACCAUCCUCUCUCUGGCCAACGCUCGACCAGCGCCGCGGUCUUUCAUCACUCUGAAACCUACGGAAAACAAACAAAGCAGAUCAGCUAUAGAUGAACCAAAACCGGUAAAAACUACAAAUAAAACAGGAAUCCCCGUGUUUAUAAUGUCCAAUGUAAAAAAAAGAAGAAAAAAAAACUGAGAACAAUUAUUUUACAGUUAAAAAAAUAAAUAAUUAAAUUGUGCAUUAGCUAGAAAACCUGAAGUGCAAUAAAUUGAAGAAGUCAAAAUACGAAAUGGAAGAAACCUUCGAUUGGUCAAAAA
Messenger RNA from Etheostoma cragini (Arkansas darter), 1860 nucleotides. RefSeq lists its product as uncharacterized. Gene Ontology annotation, biological process: SNARE complex assembly; vesicle fusion; vesicle-mediated transport. The record is from RefSeq and is a predicted model, not a curated record. Gene Ontology annotation, molecular function: syntaxin binding; SNAP receptor activity. Bases 386 to 697 code for a protein of 103 amino acids. Lineage: Eukaryota; Metazoa; Chordata; Actinopteri; Perciformes; Percidae. The transcript is spliced from 3 exons. Gene Ontology annotation, cellular component: plasma membrane; SNARE complex.